AUGUUAAACCGAGGCGAGCUGCAGGAGCAGAUCUCUCGCAUCUUGGCUGUAGCCAAGGCUCAAGGCUACAACAUCCAGGACGUCAUGCCGAACGAAAUGCUGGACCAGUUGCAAGGAGUGACAGAGAUAAAGGCGGCUCGAGCAUACGUCAAGGAAAUUGAAGGGCGAGAGAAGAACCUCCAGGCACAGGUCGACAAGUUGUUGAUCAAGUUGAAGGCAAAAGAGGAGGAACUUACGAAUCAGCCCGAGGAAUUCGAAGCUCUUAUGGUCGAUCUCCAGCAAGCGCAGCGCCAAGUCGACUUCCACAAGGGGAUUGCUGAUGACGCAACAAAGCGUGCAGAGCGUUACCAGCGCAAAAUGGUCGACGCUGUGGAGAAGCAGACUAUCGUUGACGAGGCUGCUUUGAAGAUUGAGCGUCUGGAGGCCGAGCUCCACAAUCAGCAAGCCGCCUACCUUAAGCUUGCGAAGGAAAACGCGAAAAUAGCCGAACUGGCUGAAAAGCAGCGUGAGCAAGAUCAAGAGACGAUCGACGAGAAGAAUAAACAGCUUGACACCCUCAUGUCUCACGCUAAUAUGGUUGAGGCUGAGAGCGAGAAGUUCUCUGAGACCUUUACCACGCUCAUCGACACCAUGGAGUCUGAGCAUUGCAUCGCCACUGCAGCCGCAAAUGAAAAGGCUUUGCUCCUGCUCCAAACUGAUCAACUCUACUCUGCUGUCGUCUCGGAGAUCACACCCCUGAACCGCUUCUUUGAUCGCGCUGUCAAAGUCCUCGGCAUCUACCAACUUCUUUUUCAAGCCUUGUCAGACCCAUACAACCACUCUAUCACAAGUCUACCACGUUCUUUGGAUGUCCUGAUGGCUGGUGCGGUCGACGAUCUAGAUAUCUACCAGAACGUACAUCGAGCGCUGCGAGCUGGAAAUAUUGCAGAGGAGCAGGUUCGCGUGCAGUUAGAUGGCAUUGCUGGCAAUGCCGGGCGCAUGUAUAGUAGCUUGGAUGGCAUCAAGGACGAUGUGGCGGGCUUUCUAAGCCGUCUGCGGAGUGAGCCCGAUGCUUGGUGGGCGAUGAAGGGCAAGUUUGCAGGAGGAAUCGCUAGGAAGAUGAAGCGCUUCUCUAUUGGUUGA
Cucurbitaria berberidis CBS 394.84 is the source of this 1122-nucleotide messenger RNA. RefSeq lists its product as uncharacterized. Bases 1 to 1122 code for a protein of 373 amino acids. The transcript has a single exon. NCBI's taxonomy places the organism in Eukaryota, Fungi, Ascomycota, Dothideomycetes, Pleosporales, Cucurbitariaceae. The record is from RefSeq and is a predicted model, not a curated record.